AUGGAAAAGAUUCCCGCGCCAUAUCUAAGCGAACAAUAUAGUUACACCAAAGAUGGACUGUCUUGUGCAAUGAUUGCCUGGAUGUUAGACCUUGAUGUCCGAGCAACAAUCAAGAAGCGCGAGUUCCAACGCACAUAUCAGAGACUAUGCCUUUACAUCAGGCAUAUGGAGUGCCUCAUGGACCAAGCCAAUAUCAAAUAUGACGGCUACACCGGCAAGGAAGACGGUCGAAGAAUGAAAGUAGCCAGAGAGACCUUCCAACCUCUGAUGAAGGCCAGGUUCAUAAGUACAGCACCGUAUCCCAUCACGGCCCCGAUCAGCACCGAUGGAGAGCUCUGCAGAAGCGUCUCGGAUGCGCAGACAUUCGAAUACAAGCUUCACCAGUUGGAGGUCAUUCGGUAUAUGGACCGGGUUGAUGGACCGGCAUUGGAUGAUUUCGAGACGAGUACGAGGAAGCCCAGACCUGAGACGGGAUGA
Messenger RNA from Penicillium griseofulvum, 477 nucleotides. RefSeq lists its product as uncharacterized. The transcript has 3 exons. Lineage: Eukaryota; Fungi; Ascomycota; Eurotiomycetes; Eurotiales; Aspergillaceae. The record is from RefSeq and is a predicted model, not a curated record. The coding region runs from base 1 to 477 and encodes 158 amino acids.